Messenger RNA from Rhipicephalus sanguineus (brown dog tick), 6414 nucleotides. Its product is annotated as solute carrier family 26 member 6. The record is from RefSeq and is a predicted model, not a curated record. The transcript has 19 exons. Gene Ontology annotation, cellular component: membrane. Gene Ontology annotation, molecular function: oxalate transmembrane transporter activity; chloride transmembrane transporter activity; bicarbonate transmembrane transporter activity. The coding region runs from base 534 to 2846 and encodes 770 amino acids. Gene Ontology annotation, biological process: transmembrane transport. Lineage: Eukaryota; Metazoa; Arthropoda; Arachnida; Ixodida; Ixodidae.
UUUUUUUCUGCGCGUGGUCUCCAAAGAGAAAGCCGCUCCAGGGCUCGAUCGCUGCCUCCCACUUGAACCUGCGUGUGUGUGUUCUGAGCGCUCGCCAGGAGCCAAGUACUUGACAGUGAGCUGGCCCAACUGCGAAGACCUUGCGACCCGGAGGGAUAAGCGUUCACACUUGGUUUCUUGUUGCCCGGUACGAUCGGAGAAAUAACGGAGUUCUCGUACGAGAUAUAUGUGCGCGCGGAUGCUUCCCGGCUCGCUGUGAAAUUCCUGCCGCUUGUUGCUCUCCGAGGGAUUGCUCACUGACACCAGCAGGCUGCCGACGCUCCUGCGGUGUGUCUUCCGCCGAGCGUCUUCGGGAAGCCAAGGCAUCACUGGGCACAAGGGCCAGUUUCACCGCGUUUUACGUUACACUAGAGUGCUGGAGUGAACAAUCUCUUUAAUGGGAUUGUAUGAACGCUUGUUGCCAUCUAGAACUGCUUGAUUGCGCGUGCGAGCGUCUUCAUCUUCCCGGGACUUAGUUUGUUGUACAAACCAAGAUGAGACCACCGCGUCGUCGCAGGGCAGGAAGCUGGAAUGAGUACGAACUGCUAUUGGACAACAACCCGGACCGUGAGGGGGGCGGUGGGCGGUCUCACUCUCUGUCUGAGCCCGGUCUGCGGGCGCACAUCAACAGCGCCUUCAGCAUGGCCGAGGAAGGCUACGGCGCCAUCGACCGCGACGAUGACCACCCGCACGAGCCGACGCUGUCGGGCUCGGCCGUCGUCGUGCCAUGGUGGAUCAUGGAGGACGCCAAGGAAAGCAGCAGUUCCAACAACAACAACUUGGACGGCUCGAAACCCCGCAUUCGCAUCCACCGGCAAGCCAUGAACCAAGAAGAGCUGGUCAAGAACUACGGCAACGACAGUUCGGACGCCACCCUAUCGCAGAAGGUCAAGCGCAAGUUUCUCACCUCGUGCGCAUGCACGCCGCUAAGCAUACUGUACUCCCUGCUGCCCGUGCUACACUGGUUGCCACGCUACCGCGUGCGCGACUUCCUCGUCAAGGACAUCAUGGCUGGCUUCACGGUCAGCAUCAUGCACAUACCGCAAGGGCUCGCGUAUGGCGUGCUGGCUGCGGCCGGAGCCAUCAACGGCCUCUACGUGUCUGCCUUCCCGGCCAUCAUCUACUUCUUCAUGGGAACAUCGAGGCACGUCUCCGUCGGCACGUUUGCCGUCGUGAGCCUUCUGUCGGCGUCUGCCGUCGUUGAAAUGAACGCCAUCAUACCUGGAGAGGGCACCGAGACGACGGCCGCGAACUCGACGCUAGACGGCGUCGCUGUCAGACAACGUAGUCUCGACGCCAUGGGCGACGACGCUCCACCGACCAGCAUGGAAGUCCUAGGCGCUUUGGCCGUUGUUGUAGGCGUGGUGCAGCUGCUGAUGGGAAUGCUCCACCUUGGCAUCCUGUCCAUCUUCAUGUCCGAGCCCAUGGUGUCCGGCUUCACCACGGGUGCCGCCGUGCAGGUCGUGGUGUCCCAGACCAAGGGGCUCUUCGACAUCCGGGUGCGACGAUACAGCGGAAUAUUCCAGAGCGUCUACGUGAUCCGUGACGUGAUCCAGAACCUUCACCAGACCAACCUGGUCACCCUCGCCAUAUCGAUGACGGCCAUGCUUGUGUGCGCGGUGGUCCACGAGUGUGUGAACGCCCGCUACAAGUCCAAGCUCAAGAUGCCCGUACCUAUCGACCUCCUUGUGAUAAUUGCUGCAACUGCAAUCAGCUACUUCUUCGAAUUCAAUACAACGUAUGGAGUACGAGUUAUAGGAUUCGUACCUACGGGGUUCCCCACGCCUUCGGUGCCUCGCGCCGACCUCAUGGCGAAGCUCAUAUUGAACGGAUUCGUGAUCGCCAUCGUGUCUUUCACCAUCGCCCUAUCGAUGGCCAAGCUUUUUGCCAAGAGGCACCACUACCAGAUAGACCCCAACCAGGAGCUGAACGCACUGGGCGCGGCCAAUGUGAUCACGUCAUUUCUGGGCUGCUACCCUUGCGCCGUGUCACUCUCGCGGAGCUCCGUUCAAGAGAAAGCCGGCGGUCAGACGCAGGUUUCAGCGUUAAUAGCGUCCGGUAUCCUCAUCAUCGUCAUGGUGGCGGCUGGGCCGCUCUUCAGGACACUGCCAAACUGCAUUUUAUCUGCAGUCAUCAUAGUAGCCCUUAAAGGGAUGUUGUUUCAAGUGAAGGAUUGCGUCAACACGUGGAAAGUGUCACGACUGGACGCUCUUACCUGGAUUAUCACGUUCACGUCCGUCGUUAUACUGGACAUCGACAUCGGCAUCGCCGCGGGCAUCGGCUUUUCGGUGGUCACCGUCAUUCUGCGAACGCUGGUGCCUUACGUCUCUUUUCUGGGAAACGUUCCUGACACGGACAUAUACUUGGACGUUAAACGAUACAAAAAGGCUCAAGAGAUCCCGCGAGUCAAGAUCUUCCACUUCAGCUCGGCGCUGUACUUCGCCAACAGAGACGUGUUCAAGAACAGUCUCAUGGAGGCCAUCAUCGGCAACAGCGAUGAAACGCGCAGUCUUCUCGAAGACCAAGGCAAAUACAACGCUGCCGAUGAAGGAUCCAUAGCGGCUGUCAUCCUGGAUUGCUCAGCUUGCGUCUACAUCGACUCCUCGGGAAUCGAAACGCUAAAAGAGAUACUGAAAGAGCUUAGAGACUCGCAAGUCGUCGUCUACUUCGCUUGUUGUUCAGUGCCUACGUACAAGGUGCUACUGCGUUCUGACAUCCUGGAGAUGUUCAGCACGCCCAUCGUGUUCCCGACCAUCCACGACGCGGUACUGCACCUGCCACCCACCAUGAGGCCGCCCACCCUGUGACCGUCGUGCGAAUAGACCGGCCGAAAGCCAAGAGCCACCGCAGCCGUGAAGCGGUGCGACGACGGACUAUCGGCCCAGCGACGCAGUCGGGUGGCCGCUUCAACCCAAGCGCUUCGCGGGACGGCGCCAAGAAAAAUCAAUGUGCCAUAGGACAAAGGACCCAGCGUUGGGGAAACGUUGGACUGUCGACGAAGCCGAAACGUCACGCCAGCGAUAAGUCGACUUUAGGGCGCGACGAUCUAAGCAACAAUAGUUCCCGUUCUUCGUUUAGAAUUUUACCGGUGUUCGCAAACUCGACAGCAUAGGAUGAGCAUUCGAGAGACAAAGUUUUGAAUCUUGAUACGCGUCGUUCGCGACGAAAAGUGCUUAUUUUGAUAGCGUCCUACAUAAAUCGAAAGACUUCGGGCACGCGCUGUGUCCGAUGCGACUUCAGAAACACACAGGAAAGCAAAUAUUUCACGUGGGUACGCAUUCAGAGAUCAGACAUUUUCCAUGUAGGCGAAAGUCUACAUAAUCAAUUUUUACGGCGUCAUUGCGUUACCUUCAUUUAAACGCUCUGGUAUAGUAAAUAAGGUUUCCAAUUCCAGCCAGCCUGAGGUAACCAUUUCAAUGUGAACAUCUUUAUUUGCUUUCUUUGCGUAUAUGUUAGAUUUGAAAGUAGCGUACUGUUAGCCCAAUUAGUUUUAGCGGUAGCGUUGGUGCUCAGACAUUGAAACUGUAAGACGUUUCACGUGGAGCAUGUCCUCACAUCACCCUAACCCUCACUAGUGUCCUUUUUUUUUACAGUUUAUUAAGAAGGCAAGAUGUUUGACGCAAAUUCUGUCGCAUGCCCUGUGAGCUCGCUUUGAUGGUCGUAUGCGUGUUAACCGCGAAUACAGGAUUAGUGCAAUUGUCCAAAGUAAGAUGACCGUUUAUUAAACGUUACCUACGGGUGCGCCAUUUUCAAUGUCUAAGAAAGACAACGCCCGAUAGCCAUGUCUGCGUGGAGGUACAAUGUAGUAUGACUUUUGUUGCACUUGGAGCUUGGUCUUGCCUGAGGAGUGCGAAAAGUUUGUAGCACUGUAUGACGGAAUGUUUGUACUAGGCAACCUGCUCAAGAGUGAAGCCUUGUGUCUUGUAUGCUGUUCAUGUUAUGAAACUGGUACGCACACACGGGAGAUAGGAAAGAAAUAUAAGCGAAAUGCGAGGUUGCGUCACAAAUCAAACCGGCCAACGUGAAUUUGCCUGUUUAUAGGCGUGGCAUGUUCCUAGGAGGCAGCAUACGCAAGAACAACAUUGUGAAUGUGGUAGCUUCAAUGUGACACCCAUGGGUCAACAGUGCUCAACAGAAUGUGAUAAGCAUCUAACGUUUGGUAGUGGUGAGAAAAACUUGCGAAUGGAGGCAGGGAUGAUGUGCGCAGAUUACGCAGUCGUGAACAAGUAAUGACAAGUGAUUUACGGAGAUGUUCCCGCUCUUGUUGGUGAACCGCUGGAGUGUAGUCCGUUGUGGAGCCUUGAAACUCGCGUGACAUCGUUAACACACAUUGGUCAGUGGUGCUGUUGUGAGCGAACAUUCUAUUGCGACUCUGCACUGACACGUGGCAUUCUUAAAAAAAAAAACCUUGCUUUAGAAGGCGCAAGAAAGGCAAAUUCUGAGCUCCUCAUAUCUGACACGUACGUACGUACACCGUUGCUAAAAUUAGUUGCCUUAUUUAACCGCAUAUGAGCACUUCAAAGUGAAGGAGUAGAUGAGUACACGAUCGAUUAAAACGUACAGUCUUCCUCAAUGGGAGCUGGAGGCGUUGACCUACAACACGUGAUAGAGAUGGCACUAAUAUAAUGUAGCUCGUCGCACACUGUCCUAUAGUUUCGUAUUCCAACUACUCAAUAGAAAGAGACGCUCAUCUGCGUGCAAGAGUUUAUAUAGUUUUUUGACGUUUUACAAUACCAGAAACUGCCACAUUAAGGUGGUUUCACCAAAGAAGCAUGCGCGUCCGGACGUGCAAAGCGGAUCAUGUUUCCGACGCAUAGUGAGACAUUUCUGUUUAGUCUGGUGCUUUAUUAUUAUUUUUUUUAAUGUUUGUCCCGUCUUUUGUAUCUUUUAUCUUCUUCUUUUACGUUUCCGCAAAAUGUGACCUCGCGCGUGUACUUGGACAUCUUGCGGUCAUCCCUUUCGAGCAUUUUAUUCGCCGCAUCUUUAUAUACGCAUUUUUCUUCGUGAUAUUCAGUUUUUUUUACCUCGACAUCGAAGAGCCAUUUUUCAUUAUCUCGCGAUGCAGAGCUUUUAAGAGAGAGUUUUCCAGUUGCGCUGCUGAGCGUCGUGUCAUGUAUUUUUUUUUUCAUGACGCGGAAACACCUCGUAAGGUGCUCGAACACCAACCGCUAAAUGAGCGAGAGAUGUAUUUUUGUUAACGCUUUAAAAAACGCGUCUCACUUCGGCACUAUUUUAUUACGCGCGUGAUAAUGUUCGCAGUGCAGACUGUGAUAAGGCAGCGAUACGGUUUGUGAAUGACUGUGGUGGGUCAAGAGCGUUGCGUCAUGCCAUUCUUGACGAGUCGACAGUCGUUGUAGAGAGUGGAGGCUUCGCUUUUAAGCGGUGACAUUGCCAACCAUAGAGUUUGCUACGGCAUUAACUAGAGGGAUAUGUGGCGCUGUGAUCGUUCAGCUAUACCAUUGGAAUGACGGGUAGUACACGAAUUUGCCUAGUCUUCGUGCUUGCGGCUUCGAACGCACUUGUGGCUUUUUUUUAUUGUUGUUUCGGCUUUCGCUUCGAAUAAAAGAAUUGCUCGUUCUGAACCUGGCGAGCUGGUUUGUACCGUUCAGCUUAAAAGGGUCCAAGGUGGUGAAGUGGAACCGCUGAAGUUUUGCUGAGCUCUGUCUUGCCACGAAGUGGCUGCAGGCCACACGUCGCCGAUGGUUGAAGAUCCAUGCGUUGUAUCUCCCAUAGACACUAGCGCCAGAUUUCCCUCUAGUGUACUGUUAUGAAAUUAUGUUGCCAGCCACACGAAUGCGCGCAGACUUUUUGAGUGUUGUCUCAUUACCAUGCUCCUGCGUGUGCGCAGUUGUUUCUUUUUCUUUAGCACGUAGCGCUGCCCGUAGUGUGAUGCGAUGUCCAUAACAUUUAGAUGUCUAAACGUGUUUUUUUCCUUCAAUGGAACUUCUGUGCGGGUAGAGAAAAGAUGUGCUGUUGAUGUUAGCGUGCCCAUCUUCAUGUUCCAGAUGCGAAGGUCCUCAUUGUCUUUUAUGAUGUGUGAUGUUUAUCUUAUAAUUAUUAUGGUUAUUUCUCUCUCUCUCUCUCUCUCUCCACCCUCCUGAUAUGUGCUGCCUGAAGCCAUGAAGUGCCACGCCGGUUCUGAGACCGAAACACAGCUGGCGCGUUUCCGCAACGUGCGCGCUGUCACGCGAUUGUGAUGGUGACAAGACGAGAGACCCAUCCAAAAUGAAAAAAAAAAAAAAAGUGAAAAACCUAUUUUGUACUUGUGUAAAUAUACGCGCGUUUUAAGUGUUAUAUAAUUAGUAUAUAGGUUUAUAUUGCAAUAAUUUGUAUAUGCAGACAUAUGUUCUAUAAAAGGAAACGUUGUUUCUCCUA